Sycon ciliatum is the source of this 1542-nucleotide messenger RNA. Its product is annotated as rho GDP-dissociation inhibitor 1-like. Gene Ontology annotation, cellular component: cytoplasm; cytosol; membrane. Gene Ontology annotation, molecular function: protein binding; Rho GDP-dissociation inhibitor activity. The coding region runs from base 139 to 744 and encodes 201 amino acids. Gene Ontology annotation, biological process: Rho protein signal transduction. Lineage: Eukaryota; Metazoa; Porifera; Calcarea; Leucosolenida; Sycettidae. The record is from RefSeq and is a predicted model, not a curated record. The transcript is spliced from 5 exons.
AUGAUGGUGUAGCGUUUGCUUUACACUCGCUCGCAUAUUUUUUGCAGCUUUGGCUCCCGGAGAAGUUUGGGUGGAUUUGGGCUGUUGUCGUUUGGGCUUGAAGUAGGUUUUUGGGGUGACGUCUCUAUUACUUGAAUAAUGGCAUCAGAAGAGGAUCCAACAGUAGCCGCCGCGGCUGGUGGCGAGGAGGACGAACUCCAGACACCGGGCUACAAGGCACCAGCGAAGAAAUCCUUGGACGAAAUCCAGAAGCUUGACCAAGACGAUGAGUCACUGGUAAAAUACAAGAAAAUGCUGCUGGGCGAAGCUGCGAAUGCUGAGAUGCUGGACGAGGGUGGUAGCAAUGUUAUUGUCAAGUCGAUUACGCUGGUUGUUGCCGAUCGUGACGACAUAACGCUGGAUCUCACAGGUGAUACUUCUCAGCUGAAGAGCUCGCCGUUCACAGUGAAGGAAGGCUGCAGCUACAGACUAAGAAUCACAUUCCGGGUUCAAAGAGAGAUUGUCACCGGCCUAGUGUAUUCACAUGCCACCUACAGAAAGGGCAUAAAGGUGGACACGGAGGGAUUUAUGCUGGGCAGCUACGGGCCCAGGAAGGAGGUUCACACGUACAUGACGCCCGUGGACGAGGCGCCAUCGGGCCUGAUUGCACGCGGCAAGUACGUGAUGAAGAGCAAGUUCUGCGAUGACGACAAGCACGUCUACCUGGCGUGGGAGUGGGGUCUGGAUAUCAAGAAGGACUGGUGAACGAGAUCAAGCCUGCUGCUGGAGCACUGCUGAAAUCCGUGUGUAACCUUGUUCUCAACACGUAAGAUAGUUUUAAAAUUUCUUUCACCGUUUCUCCCCAAGCAAUUUGACUGCCUUUGACUGUGUCCCUCGUUACAUUGAUACGCGUGUGGUAUUCUCCGGUAGUGAUGCUGAUGGUGGCCCAACUGAUUUUGCUGGGCAUGUUUUCCUUGUUCGCAUACUCUAUCUCACUCCUUCUCCCAAUCCGUGACUGCCUCUUGGAUCCUGGUGUACUGAUUAUGCUACUAAGUUUCAGUGCAAUAAGCUGCGGAUUCUCAAUCCUUCCUUGCUGCUUGCUGGCCUGCCUAGUCUGCCCGGUGCGUGUAUAUCAAGCCAAUGCAUUGGUGUGCAAGUAGUCGUCUGCUCGUAUCACCUGGACCAGAAGCCACGCUGUGCAGAUGCUCGCCUCUUGCAGGUCCAGUGCAUACUGUUCGGUUCCAUCUUCAGCUCACUCAUCUUGCAGUGCCGCUGUACAAGGCCUGUCGAAGCCGGCGCCGCCUGCUACUGCUAGCCGAUUGGUAUAUUGCAAAUCUCUCUGUCUCUCUCUCUCUCUCUCUCUCUCUCUCUUUCUCUCUCUCUCUCUCUCUCUCUCUCUCUCUCUCUCUCUCCGCUACUUUCCUGGCGACUCUCAUCAUCGUCCCUUGCUCGUAACAUCUUGCUAAAGUGCUCUGUGCCAUGCCGUAAACUGCUUCUGCUGUCUGCUGCCAGCAGUAUUAUUUUCGUUUCCUAAUUGACGCCCUGACAAUGUCACGACUUUGA